Molecule: messenger RNA, 2213 nt
Organism: Esox lucius (northern pike)
Lineage: Eukaryota; Metazoa; Chordata; Actinopteri; Esociformes; Esocidae
Product: SPRY domain-containing protein 3
Exons: 11
Coding region: 174-1388 (404 amino acids)
Molecular function (GO): protein binding
Source: RefSeq, a predicted model, not a curated record
UUCGCACUCUGGAAUUUGUUUUGAUUGAGUUCGAUUCACCGGAAACGUAUAAACAAGAACGAGUGUAUGCUUGAAAGAUCGUAGCUUAACGAUAAGUGUGUUUUAUUAAUAAAUACAGGACAUGUGAGACGAUGUGCUACAUACGGAUAAAGCUCUAUCUCACUGUGUAAGCAAUGGACGACAUCAACCUACAUUACCGCUUUCUGAACUGGAGGCGGCGGAUACGGGAGAUUCGUGAGGUGCGAGCCGUGCGGUACCGCGAGCGCUUCAAGAGAAUGCUGAGGGAUGGAGACGUGCUCAGUUACCAAGGGAACUCUGAUGAAGUUGGCUGCUAUGUUGCUCCAAGGCCCUUAUCCAAAGGAAACUACUACUUUGAGGUGACCAUUGUUGACACUGGGGUGAGGGGGAUGAUUGCUGUGGGCCUGGUGCCUCAACACUACAAACUGGACCAUCAGCCUGGGUGGCUCCCUCACUCAGUGGCUUACCACGCGGACGAUGGCAAACUAUACAACGGGAACACGGUUGGACAGCAGUUUGGGCCCAAAUGUAAUCGCGGCGAUCGUAUUGGCUGCGGGAUCUUCGUUGAUUCUUUUGACCAAGGGCAAACAACUGUCUUUUUCACCAAGAAUGGAAAAGAAGUAGGCUCAGUGGUGGUCCCAGGGUCUCCAGAAGCACUCUACCCAGCCGUAGGGAUGCACUCCUUGGGGGAGGAGGUGCAGCUGGACCUGCAAGCUGAGUGGAGGAUGGAAGGAGAGGAUGGACUGAUGUUGGUGGACAGCCAUGAGGAUGAGUGGCGGCGUCUCCAUGACGUCAGGGUCACAGGCACAUUGCUGGAGUAUGUGGGUAAAGGGAAGAGCAUUGUGGAUGUGGGUUUGGCCCAGGCCCGUCGACCCCUCAGCACCCGCUGUCACUACUACGAACUGGAGAUCACGGACGCAGGGGAGAAGUGUUACAUUGCCCUAGGACUGGCUCGCAGGGAUUAUCCCAAAAACAGACACCCUGGCUGGAGCAGAGGCUCCAUAGCCUAUCAUGCAGACGAUGGGAAGCUUUUUCACGGCAGUGGAGUGGGGGAUGCCUUUGGCCCUCGCUGUGUUGAGGGGGAUGCGAUGGGCUGUGGCAUCAUGUUCCCACGGGACUACGUCCUGGACAGUGGAGUGGCGUGGCUCCCUCAGAUGACAGUGAUGACGGGGACAUGGAGGUGCAGCCAAAGCAGCGGCGUGUCCAGAACGACCUCUACGCAAACGACGACGAUGAGGAGGAUGGGGAAGAACUUGAGAGGGACCAGGAGGGAAGGAAGGUCAUGGUGUUCUUCACGAGGAACGGAAAGGUGGUGGGCCGCAGGGAGGUGUCAGUACCGGCCGGGGGGUUCUACCCCACCAUCGGCAUGAUGAGCAGCGGGGAAAAGGUCAGGGUAGACCUGCACCCCCUAAGCGGCUGAGAGGAUGGAGGCCAGGGACAUGACCCGAGAGAGAAGUGGCCCCAACAAACACACUCAGAGGAUGACAGUGUACGAGGCCAGGUCCACAUGCAAUAGCGCUCACGCCAAACAAACCCAGCGUAGUGUUCCUCUUUAUGGAACGGCAGGAUCCAUCAGGUUGGUUUACUUAACUCUGGGUUGACUCCUAUUACUGGGAACACAUGGUAGAUAAUAGAUGGUAGGAGGGGUCAUAUAUUCAAAGCCGAUAUAUCAAGACUAAACUGCAUGGGUGCCUCAACAAUGUGCUUAUUAAGAUAUCUAUAGAAAAUACUAGAAAUCUGAUUGGAGGGGGAUAGCUGGACCAAUCAUGGGUCUUUAGCCACAAUCAGUCAAGUCUUAUUACUCUAAAUUCUGAUUUCAGAUAAAUAAAUGAAAAGAUAUGAAAACCUCAGCCAAUAAAUGCAGUUCUCAGGUAUGCCAGGAGCUAAAUGACUAAGAUGCUGUGUUAUGGUUGUUGUUUUUUCCAAGAUGAUUAUGAUAUCCUUUUAUAUGGUUUCAUCACAAGCACUUUAAUCUAGUUCUACUAUGAUGCACUACCACAGGCGUCACGCUCUUUCUCCUUUGGUUGUUUUAUAUUGUCAAAUGAAAGGUUCAAUUAAAUACUUGAUCUGUAAUUUGUUUUACUUUUUCUUCUGUAAAAACAACAUUGUGUUGAAACAACGAGUGUGCUGAUUGAUGACAUUCUAUCGUUUCAUAAAGGGAAAAUCAUGCACUCUAUUGAACUGUUCCUUACAGA